GCCCUUAUUAUGCCACCAUCAUGCGAUUGGCAAGGAUGAAAUCGUGUCAACAUCCAACGCACCACGCACCCACGUGUGCGUGCCUCGAAUGCCGUUUCCCGGCCGGCACAAGGCAAGGAAGGCGUCCCAUCCCGACGGUCCAUGCACUCGUUGAAUGGGCCGUCGGGCUGAAGCGCUCAACAUGCCAUGCAGACAGGGAGACGAUACGAAAGGCACGGCCGCGCACCUGGGCAAAGUCAAUCUCUGCUGCGGACCCGACACACACCCAGAAAAAGGACGAGCAUGGCCGAUCGAGCAGCGGUAAGUGAAACCAAGACGGGCGUCAGUCAUGACCAACUACACUUACUCGCGAGCAUGCACAGGAAACUUCGAUGUGUGCAGGGCAGGGGGAGAGAAAAAGUAGCAGGCAGAAAAGGCCCCACAAAUACAAUACACCGUCAACACGACAACGAAUGGCGACUGACUGACUGACUGACUGGCAUGGGCGGAGGGCGCGAGUGAAUCGACAGAUGGAGUGGAUAAAAGACAGGCGCCGUCAGCAGGAAGGCAGUCCCACGGCCGCUCGAAGCGGCACACGCAUAGCUUAUCGACACAUGUAGAUGCAAAUACACACACCAAUCGACAUACACGACGAUGACCUUCACCCCCCCUGUUGAGCCGACUCUAAUAAACGCACGCCCUCUCCCUCACUCCCUCCCUCCUGUCUCUCUGCCCUUCUGCCAUGCCCCCCUCUCCGCCAUGACUAAACGGUGAGGAAGUACUCCAGCCCUCGCUCACCAGCAGCAUCGACAGCAGCAGCAGCAGCCUUGGUGGCACUGUCCUCCUUCCCUCCCUCCGCGCCUUCCGAUGACUCCUCCCCGUGCUGCUGCACAGGCACAUCGGUCUCGUUCUCACCCUCGGCCCCAGGCUCGGUUGGCUGCUCAGCUGCAGGCGUGGCGGCCGUGGCCGUGUAGGGAGCCCUCUCGGCCUUGCCCAGCGAGGUGAUGAACAGCCACACGACAAACACCAGCGCCACGAUGGUGCCGAGGAUGGGGGGGACGAGAGCGCGCUCAUCUCCGGCAUCCUUGGACCACACGCUAAGAACAUCGGUGGAUUGGACUGAACAGGAGAUGCAAGUGGCAUUUAGUGAGGGAGGCAGAAGGACUUCGCGUGUGUAUCGUGGUAGCUGUCUCACAUGCUGCGAAUGGUAUCGCGAGAAUUAUGCCAACCAAAGCCUCCCCGGUAAUGAGCCCCGAUGAGAAGAGCAGCCCCCUGCCUUUGGCAUUCUCCACAGCAACCGCCGGAUCCGUGCCGUUCCUCACCGCCCGCCGCCUCGCCAGCUGGACAGUAAUAAAGUCCACCAGCCCGCCAAGGAAUAUGGGCACUGCAAGCUCCAGAGGCAGAUAAAUGCCGACAGCCACAGCCAGCACGGGCAUGCGGAAACGUGACCGGAAGUGCUCCAGCACCAGAUCAGCGAGGAUGAUGGCCACAGCAAUAGCCCCUCCCGCGCCGAUCAUGGCCCACUGGAGUGACUGGGAGAAGACGCCCUCAGCGACGGUCUUCAUCAGCGUCGCCUGCGGUGCCGACAGCAUCUCGUCGGGAUUCAUGUCGUCUCUUGGCCUCACGUCUCCUAGACCAUAAGCGUUGAAAAGCAAAGACACAACCGGUGCCAGCACGAGGGCAGCGGCUGUGACGCCGACCUGGCCACCCACACACACGGCACAGGAGCCGAUGAAUAUGAUUUGGUAUGGCUGCCUGUCUGUCUAUGAGAGAGCAUUGCGCACCAUCUGCAUGAUUUGCUGCUUCCAAGGGGUAGCCCCGAGGAUGGUGCCGGCCUUGAGGUCCUGCAGGUUGUCCCCGGCCAGCGCAGCGGCACAGGCAACCAUACCCCCAACAACCUGCACAUUAAAUACGAGCCAGAAACAAGGAAGCCGAGAUGAAUGUCUGUUCCGUCCCCUGCUCACGAUGGCUGCGGACGCCGCUGUUGCUGCCCUGGCCCCCUCUGCAGUCCCAUAGAAACCCAAUAGGCAGAGCGAAGCAAAGAGGACGGUAGCGAUAGUAACGCCGCUGAUCGGGUUGUUGGACGAGCCCACCUAUGGACACAUCCAAGUCGAUCUCCUCCCUCUCCUCCUUCCUUCACUUUUCUUACCAAUCCAGCCAUGUAACCGGCGACGGACGAGAAGAGGAAGCCUGCCACGAGCGAGAAGACCACCGCGAACACCAUGGAUCCCCAGUAUGAGGCACCCGACACGCCGAGGUCCUCCAGGUCAAUGAUGAAGAUGAAACAGAGGAACACGGGGACAGCCAGCAGCAACACACCCAGAGCCACAUACGUGAUGGGCACAUCAACCUGGUCGAUAAUGAACAUAUGGAAACAGCGACAGAUGGAGAAUCGACGGCGAUUUGGAGACUUGUGGGUGCAGUCCAGCUGGCCAUCUCAUCCCCACCUCUGUGCGCGGCAGGCUGCCGGUCCCAUGCAGCCUCAUGUCCCUCAUUGCCUUAAGCGACGCCCUCACCCCAGCCACCAGUGGCUUCGCUAGCGAUAUGAGAGCCCAGAUCCCGCCAACAAUCAUCGCUCCAACACCGAGAAACCUCACUCGCUCCGCCCAUAUCUUUAUAGCGGCGCCAUAGCCAGUUGGUGUGGGGUCGCCGGCCUCCAGGCCGGCGCGCAGCACCUCGUCCAGCUCACUCUCAUCAACUGUGGCCAUCCAUAUGGGGAUCGCGAAGACGAACGAGAUGAGACCACCGGCGAAAACCAAAGAGGCGAUGUUGAGACCAACAAUGUUGCCUGGACACAUGUGGACGGAAAUGUUGCUGACAUCUUUAUUGUCUGUGUUUAUGUGAGUGUCAUAGGAACGCACCGACAGCGAGGAGAGCGACAGACAGCUCGGUACCCAGCCCGAUGAUCGAGCCGUUGACGGUGAUGCCCCCACCAAUAGAGCCAGCGAAAAUCUUCAGACCAGUCUGCCCAACCUGCACAAACACGGUAAGCACGAAGGUCAUAUGAGUGCGACAGAGUGCCUCCCUCCUGUCUGGGUACCUCCCCCGACCUUGUAGAGAGCAGCAGCCAGGCCGCUGAAGAGGAUUUGCCUCACCUGGUCACCACCAGCAUUGCCGGCCUUCAGCACCUCAGCCGUGGCGACGCCUUCGGGGAACGUCAGGUCAGACUCGAGGAUUAGAGCGCGACGCAGCGGGAUGGUGAACAGGACACCCAGCAGCCCCCCACAUAACGCGAUCGCGAAAGUCUCGGCAAAGUAGAAAUCUGCAUUGACCGAUGGGAACACAUGCGCACUGAUGUAUCCAACCUCCCUCCCUCUCCGCUCACCUUCCCAGUAUUCCAGCAGGAUCAGCGCAGGCAGCGUGAAGAUGACCCCCGCUGCCAGAGACUCGCCCGCCGAUGCAGCGGUUUGGACCAGAUUAUUCUCCAGGAUGUUCGAGUUCCUCCAGAGCUUCAGCAGCGCCAUUGAGAUCACAGCUGCACACACACACAAUCAUCGGCACCAUUACAACGGCCAUCUUCCGCUGUCUGUCGGCUCCGCUUGCCCCCCCCUCAGUACUUGACCUGCAGGGAUAGAUGCGCUGACGGUCAUUCCCACUUUUAGCCCCAGAUAGCCGUUGGCUCCAGCCAAUAUGGCCUGCAUAAAUAGAGAGAGGGGGACAAAGAGAGCACAUUCUCACCGUUUCUUCCCCUUCUCGUGUGGGUCUGUCUGGAUCUGGCUCUCACCGACAGCAGGACGCCCAGGACGACUGUCUUGACGGUGAACUGCGGGAGAUCUUGUUCCGCGGGGAUGUACGGCUGCUCCUUCCGCGCCGCAUUCCCCACCUUCUCCAUCGACGCCAUCUCAGCCUUGUCCGAGAUCAUUGCUGCGGCGCUGUUGGUGUACACUGCUCCACGCUGCGCCUCUUCUUCCCUCUUCG
Molecule: messenger RNA, 3897 nt
Organism: Vitrella brassicaformis
Lineage: Eukaryota; Vitrellaceae
Source: the annotation of a GenBank genome assembly